UUCCAGUAAUAAUUCUACUCUGAUGCUUAAUGAAUAUAAUCAAACUCAAAGGGAUGGCGAAGAACCAUCAACUAAAUGUUCUGAACGAGCACUACCAAUUACCAAGCCUACUUCAGCUCCAGUCCCUACUCACCAGCAAGACGCAGUCAAUCAAGUUAACCAACCACGACUCCGCGAUGUUUUCUUUAUCUCAGAGAAAUGUUUGACAUAUAACAUUCCGAACGAUCAUCGCGAUUAUCUCACGGUUAUGGUUAACAACUAUUCUCAUACGGUUUUACUCGAUGGUGGAGCCGAAGUCACAGUCAUUUCACAAACAUUUUAUGAGAAGUGCAUAUGGGGGCAGUUGCAACCUACCAAAACCUCCAUUGGUCUUGCCGAUAAUUCGAUUUCUUUUAAGGCCAUUGGUAAAGUGGAUGUAUUAUAUACGGUCGGUAGUCUUACGAGACUGGUGCCAACUCUUGUCGUACCUAUCUCACUGAAACACCCAAUUAUGGGACGGGCAUUCCUUGGGGCCUUCUAUUUCGAACUGGUGCAGAACCAAGAGAAAGUUCAACGAUUUUUAAAACAUACAGCCAAAGGUGAUACUGAAGAUGUUGCAUCCGCUAAAGUCGAAAUGGUUACGGCGGAUAAAUUUAUUAAUUUUUGUAACCAGCCACCAGGGAGUGGGGAAGAGCAAGCUCAGGUAUCUUCUAUGAGUAAUGAUCUGGAGCCAAUUGACGCUUCCACACUCGGUUUAGAGGGUGAACAAGAUACCCCAAAAAUAACGAGCGUCAGCCUUCCACAUAGUCUCCCCAGAUCAAAGACAAAUGUUGGACGCCGUUCUCAGACUUUUUAAUCCAACUCCUGAGUCUGGUCCUUUAAAUAUCACUAAUCAGAUCGAACACGUAAGUGAUACGGGUGAUGCAAAACCCGUCAUGAAACGCCGGUAUCCAGUAUCGCCAUAUGUGGCUGAACAAGUUCAAGCCGAAUUGGAUAAAAUGCGUAGUCGUGACAUCAUUAUGACCAUCGAAGAAAGCCCUUGGCGGUCACCAAUUCUGGCUGUAAAGAAGAAAGACGGAAGGUGUCGCGUGUGCUUGGACGCGAGAGAGCUGACUAAAAUCCAUUCCUAAUGCCUAUCCAAUUACGGAUACAAACCAAAUUUUAGCACGACUAAAGUCACGACCUAACCAGUAUUGAUCUGUCUCAAGCUUUCUUUCAAAUUCCUUUGGCAAAAUCGAGUCAACUGAAAACCGCUUUUGCAUUCGGUAACAGACUUUAUGCUUUUUGUCGCAUGACGAUGGGGUUGAGAAAUUCACCCGCCACGUUAGCCAUUCUCAUUGAAAAAAUUUUCGGUGAUUUGGUUCCACAUGCAUUCGCAUAUGCGGAUGAUUUCAUAAUUUGCACUUCGACGUUUGAAGAACACGUUAAAAUAUUGGCUAUUGUUGCAAAACGUCUGGCUGGGGCCGGCUUAACCAUCUCAACCUCCAAAUCGAAUUUUUGUUGUAAACGAUUCGAAUUCCAGGGUUACGUUUUGUUUCAAGAGGGUCUAUCUGCGAAUCCAUCUCGUAUUCGAGCUAUUGUUGCAUUUUCACGACCCAAAACGGCAAAAGAAGUCAGACGGUUCGUUGGUGCAGCAGGCUGGUACCGUAAAUUUAUUCCAAAUUUUUCGGAGAUCACAGCUCCCCUUUGUGAAUUGUAUAAAGGAAACCGAAAAGGAC
Messenger RNA from Rhagoletis zephyria (snowberry fruit fly), 1697 nucleotides. RefSeq lists its product as uncharacterized. Gene Ontology annotation, biological process: proteolysis. Gene Ontology annotation, molecular function: aspartic-type endopeptidase activity. NCBI's taxonomy places the organism in Eukaryota, Metazoa, Arthropoda, Insecta, Diptera, Tephritidae. The record is from RefSeq and is a predicted model, not a curated record.